AUGGAUACAGUCAUGGACUGCCUCCCUGCGAGGAUGAGCGAAUUUCUCAUGGAGAACUUUGUCAUCGUUGAGGUUGUCGCUAUGUUCUCAAUAGGCGCAUACAAUGCCCUUGAAGUUGGCUUCUGUACAUUCAACAACUUCACACACUACCGUGGCCUAUACUUCUGGAGCAUGCAAGUGGCGUCGUGGGGCAUUCUGCUCCAUGCAAUUCCUGCCCAAAUCCGCUACAUGAGCGCCGCACCCAACCUGAAUACAUCUAUCCCUUUCCUAAUCGGCUGGUAUGCCAUGGUCACUGGACAAGCAGUAGUCUUAUACUCCCGCCUCCAUCUCGUCGUCACCAACAUGAGCUGUCUUCGCUGGAUUCUAUGGAUGAUAAUCGCCAACGUUUUCAUGCUCCACGUCCCCAUGACAGUCUUCUUCCUAGGCGUCGAUUUCGGCGACACCCGCUUCACCCGUGGCGCAUAUGUCUUCGACCGAAUCCAGGUAGUGGGAUUUUGUAUGCAAGAUUUCAUUAUCUGCGGAGUGUACAUCUACGAAGCACUCCGCGCCCUCCAACCCGUUAUAGAGGCCCGCGGCCGCGAAGGCCGAAAUGUCAUCUUGCACCUUAUAUUAGUCAAUCUCAUCGUCAUAGGCUUGAACAUAUUCCUCUUGGUCGCAGAAUUCGAUAUGCAUUGGCUUGAGGUCAGCUUCAAGACGGUGGUAUACAGCAUCAAAUUGAAACUCGAAUUAUGCGUCCUUGAUCGUCUACGCUCGUUAACUCGCACAACUUCUUGCAUGUGCAACAACGGACCGGCUAGUGCACGUCGAUCAAGCGAUAUCAAUGUCUUCGACAUGCUAGUGGUACGAUCACGGGCUCGUCCUGAUGUCGAGGCGCCGUCUCAUCUCAUCGAUGUGGAUUUUUCAUCUCGUCGACCUUCCCUGCGCAAUAGCACGUAUGAGUUCCAUCAGGCAUUGCGCGAGACUGCGUCCAUUGAGAAUGUUAUUCCGCCUGUUCAUUCGUGUUGUAAUCCGGUAUCACCCACCGAGAAAACUUCUCGUCCGAGGGUUGGAUCGGCAGAAACGGGGUCUACUGAGGAGAUGGCUCUGGUGGAGUCGCUAAAGUAG
This is a messenger RNA of Penicillium pulvis, 1104 nucleotides long. RefSeq lists its product as uncharacterized. The record is from RefSeq and is a predicted model, not a curated record. NCBI's taxonomy places the organism in Eukaryota, Fungi, Ascomycota, Eurotiomycetes, Eurotiales, Aspergillaceae. Bases 1 to 1104 code for a protein of 367 amino acids. The transcript has a single exon.